AUGGUGCACACUGUGGGCCAGCACUGUGCAGGAGCACAUCCCCAAGUGUGCCCCCUCUGUGAAGCCAGACUGACGCCCUUAGAUGUGGAGAGCUUCAAUGUGGAUCCUUGUGUCCAACUACUCGUCCUUGAUCGACAUCUAAGAGAGGCACAUCUACCACAUUUGGAGAUAGCUGGUCGACUUUUUCAGUCAUUUGAUGAAACGGUUAUCGCAAAAAAUAUGCUGAAGACCCCACCCAUAGUGGACGCAGUCACGAGGUCGUAUAGGUGUUGCUUUAAAGCUGGUGAAAGUGCAGGAAAUGGACCUGGCUUUCCUUUUGAGCACUGGCGUCGUCGUCACAAACGAAGUUUUGUUGAAGAUCGGGAGGAUACUACCAUAUUUGCCACCAGUCACCCUCGAGGACAUGCCCAGCGUCCGCAGCGCACCAGUGCACGUCGCAGGUGCCUCUUAAACCCACAGAAGCUCUAUGAUAUACUGCGAAACGUCUGGCUGCGAAAGCAAGACCGUGCACACAACACCCUCUUCUCUCUCCUCUUCCACACUUUUCCUCCAAACGCUAUGUGGUGUGGCUUCACCGCCUCCAGUAUGGCUCAGCUCAUAGCUCAUGUGGUUGGUCAUCAUGGUGGAAACUACCUGUUGCAGCCAAAAUUGCGAGAGAACGUCCGACAAGCGUUUUCGUAUCGCAAGGAGCGGAGAAUGCCCUCAUUAGAACAGUGGAGCUCUUCUCUUAUUAGUAGUGGAAAAAAGCGAAGCGGCAGCGUCGGAACGCUAAACGACGCAGUAAGGUUGUUGAAGGGUGGAAACAGCCUGCUGGAGAAACGACUAUUAAUAAAACCGGUGGUGAGGACUCUGAAUCGUCCAACAUUGAUUGGAGAAGAUUCGGGAAACAAACUCUUCGACGCGAAUGCUGACGUGAACCAAGAAAAGGUAGAUUUCAAAGCCUAG
Molecule: messenger RNA, 945 nt
Organism: Hydatigera taeniaeformis
Lineage: Eukaryota; Metazoa; Platyhelminthes; Cestoda; Cyclophyllidea; Taeniidae
Source: the annotation of a GenBank genome assembly